AUGAAAGAUUUGAGAUUCCCUCGUGUACGGACAGUUUUGUGGGACCGUUCUAAUCAAGGACCACCAAUCCACAUCCAUGUAUCAUCUUUUAGAAAGCCACAGGUUUGUGUCUCGGUGUCAGGGCUCCAUGUUAUUAAACAGCAUGCAGCAUCUUCAUUGGAUAGUCAACGAAUUACACUUUAUGCAAAUGUUGUCUAUGAUAAAGAUGGACAACGUGUUUCCAUUAUGGUGGAUACAGCAGAUGAAGCCAAAGGUUCAGAUGAAAACAAGGUGAUGCCUAUACAAGUGCCAAUACUUAUUUCAAAAUCAAAAAAAUGUGUCUUCCCACCUGAAGAUUAUACAAAAGCUGUAAAGAAUGUCUUUGUUCAUUGUGGAAGCAGUGAUCCAGUGGAACUCGGCAACUUUUUCUCAGUUCUUGGCAAAUGUUUUGACCAAAAAUGUGAGGGUGGUCUUCUUGAAACCUACCUUGAGUUUGAUGUCAUUACGGCAGUGACUCAAAUUAAAGUUGUCCCCAUCAACUCUGUUCCUAUUAUGUUGACUGCUCUUUCCAAGGAUUUGGCCAGUCCAAUGGGCUGGAGUAAUUUGCAUGGACAAUCACGGUCAGGAUACAUAACUAUGGACCAUGCUCGAAAAUUGGUACUUAUGGUAGAUUCAGAUCCUAAGAUAUUCACUUUGCCUCUUAUAGGAAUUUGGGUGAGCGGUGUUGAGUCUGUGUGCCACCCAUUUGUCUGGGCUAGCUGCCUUCGAUAUCUUUGUAAUAGUAAUUUACAACAACGAGUAUGUUUGCCUCCCAAUCCAUUUAUAUUGGUGCUUUACAGCCGACUGCAUACAAAGCCAGACUUUUAUGAAUGCAAUCCUCUGAAUGCAGAUGUAAAACUUCAUCAAAUGGAAAUCUACUGUGGUUUUAAGCCAGUCCAUUUGGGCUACACACAGGAUUUACUCACAGUAGAACUCAACCUUUUGAAAUAUGGCAUCAAGAAAGACAAAAUAGAUGCUGUUGCAAGUCGAAUGGUAAAAGCACCAGGGAGUAAAGUUGAACCUGUUUCCAGUUCUGAUGAGAUGAUGCCACGCAGUAUCCCUACCCCUCAUCAAUCAAAGAUUCCUGAAGCCAAAUUUGAUGUUCCAGAAGUGUCUAUAAUUUUCAGUGAUAGUGGAAACCAUCCCAACCAAACUGGAUCUAUGACUGUCUCCUGUCCAACCCUGACAACCAGCAACUUCCAGCAUCCGCCCACUUUACUUACUCCUGCUAAUUGUAGUUCAUAUACUCGAAUGGAAAACAGUGCAGUAGUUUCCACCACACCAUCAACAACCCACCAGCAAUUGCAGCAGGGUAACAAAUCUCUGCCUCUUGGAUAUCCAACCAGUCAAAAUCUCCAACUUAAGGGUUACAACAGUCAACCAACACCACACCCACCUUUGGCACAGAGUGCACAGCUGCGUGAUCUGAAAGCCCAGGUGCAACAGCUGAAAUUGUCUCAGACAUGCAAAUCUGUGAGUGACCCUAGCAGCCAAAGUACCAUCUCCACAGGUGUUGGAACCAGCCUUUGUGAUGAUACAGGACAAUCUUUGAAGAGCGAUAAACAGUCUACUGUUGCUGUGAAUACUUCAUUCCAGUAUCCAGCAAGGACACCAAGCCCUGUUGAAAAAGUUGCAACUGUUACAGUUAGCUUACAAACAUCUCCUGUGAAGUUUCUACCUUCUCAAUCAGAUCAACAUUCUCCAGUUAUCGAUUCAUCACAAAAAAAAAUAUUUCCAUUAACAAACAGUACAGAAUCCCGACCAUGGCAUUUCUCACAAAAUCAAAAUGGUUCCUUCUCAGCCACCAUGCCAGAUAUGUCUCAUGAAGACCUUUCAGCAGUGGCUCGACGUCUUUCUGUUGACCAAAGAUCUAUGGACAGCUUCCAGUCUGAAAUGGUUGUUGAUCUUCCAAGUUAUCAGACAUCUUUGUUUCGUUCAACAGAAUCUGCAAAUAUUGACAGACUGCCAUCAUUGUCUUCCUCUCACAGUCUGGUCAGUGCCAGCAUGUGUGCCAACAUGCAGCAUCAUACAGACAGUGAAAGAGAUACAGAUGAUGAUGAUGACACUGGUCACGGUAAUCCACAGGUUCUUCCUAACAAACCAGAGUGUUAUGAACAGCUUAUUAAUAAUGUAAAGCAACUGUUGCAACGAGAAGACCCUGAAGAAAAUGCUCCCCUACAAGAUACUGAAUCAGACAUGACAAAAGACUCUCCUGGUAAUGAAAAUUACCUUGCUAAUGAAACAAGCAGAAUAAGAGAUGAUAGUCUUUUAUUUGCAGAUGAAUCCUGUCACAGAUCUGAAUUGAAUUUGGUUGAUUGUACAUUUGUCCCCAAAAUCAAUUAUACAUCGAUGCUGCUGGACUCUGACACAGAAACUUCCUUAGAGAUAAAUUCUCUUGCAUUGAAAUACCUAAAAGAUGAUCAACUCACUCAGAUUGCCAAACUCCACAAGCAAGAGGCCUCCAGUGCAAGACCUCUCUGCCAGAAUGUUCUCCUUCGACAGAUCAUGCGGAAUAACCCAGAUACAAGUGGGGCAGAUAUCAGCAAGUAUGGCAUGUGUGUCAACAAUCUGACAUUUGCUACACGCAAAUACAUGGAGAAGCACCAUCUGAUUGAGUCAGAUUCAAAAAAUAACCAAAGAAUUAUUCAGGAUUCUACAGAGACAAAUUCUCUAUUACAGGAGUCUGAACAGGAUGGUAGCUAUCCCAAUAUAUUUGGUACACUCUCUCCUUCACCUCCAUUAGCCUGUCGCAACAACAAAGACCGACCUCAAGUUGCAGGACCCCUUGCUGGGGUAGCUGCUGGAACUGUUCUUCCUUGCAACCGCUUUCAGCCUCUGUCUAAGUCAACACCAGUGUUGAAGCCAUUUCCAAAGAUUGACUCUUCACCUAUGGAGAAUGUCUUUGUGCCAAUUCAAAGUCCUACAAAUGAAGAAUUGGACACAGAAAAUAGAAUUCUUGAUAUCGCGAAACUUAAACAACUUCCAAAAUUGUUAUAG
Molecule: messenger RNA, 3015 nt
Organism: Acanthosepion pharaonis
Lineage: Eukaryota; Metazoa; Mollusca; Cephalopoda; Sepiida; Sepiidae
Source: the annotation of a GenBank genome assembly